This is a messenger RNA of Ruditapes philippinarum (Manila clam), 701 nucleotides long. RefSeq lists its product as uncharacterized. The record is from RefSeq and is a predicted model, not a curated record. Lineage: Eukaryota; Metazoa; Mollusca; Bivalvia; Venerida; Veneridae. The transcript is spliced from 3 exons. Bases 156 to 551 code for a protein of 131 amino acids.
AUGAACACAGAAGACAAAAUUCAGAUUUAGAAAUCCAUGAGUUAAAAUGUGUAAAGUUUUCUGAAGACACUGUGUUUAAUGAAAAUAAAAGUAACAAGUAUAAAAAGGAAAAAUUUGGUCAAAUAAACUUACGGGAGUUGUAUAGAGGUAAAAUCAUGAGUGAUAAUGCAGUUGCAAAGAUGAAUCCUCUAUAUCAGCCAGAUGAUAACUUAGAAGAAGACGGGGUAGAAACAGACAAUGAAAAACUCACCUACCAGUUAACACUGAAAAAUGCUUUAAGGCUAUCAAAAGAACAGAGAGGCAGCUUGAAUGGUCCAUCUUACCUGGAGCAGUAUCUCAUAUUAAAGGCACAUGGAAUCAAGAAGGACAAUAUAGAUAUAGAGAAAUUACCAGAGACAAUGGAAAAACCAGUGUAUGAUAGACUUAUACAGAGAACGUUAGCAAAAGAACGCCGGAAAUUCUGUGUUAAAUGGUCGAUGGUGAUUAUAACAGUUGCCAUUAUAACAGCCGUUGCAACAACACUUGGUGUUUAUUUCAAAAACAACUUCUGAUUUCACAAAAUCUAAAAGCAUUAUCACAUGUGCAUUUUUUAGAAUGUAUUUAAAGUCAUUAAUAAUUAGCUAAACUAUUGUGACACCAAUUAUUGUUGCCAUCAAAUAUGACCUAAUGUAAAGGUGCUGCCAAACAAAUUGUUGUUUAUA